AAAUUCGUUUGUACCUCAAUUCUUAUUAUUUAUUAUAAUAUUUAUUAUCUUAUUCUACAAUUUUUUGGUUAAAGACUGAAAGUUCAACAACCAUUUAAAAAACAUUCGAAAUAUGUACAGAGGACUUGUUAUUUUGAAACACCUCGCAUGGAAUGGAAUUGGAUAGUGGAUAUUAUAAGACGUUAUAAAAAUGUCACCGAGUAUGUCGAUUUGAUAAACGAUUUUUCAAAGAUUACUUACCUGAUAACAGUUUUUAUAGCGAUGAUACUCGUUGUCACUGAUUUCGUCUACAUGUUUCAAUUAUUUAAAAAAUCGGAAAAUAUAAUCUUAAUAAUGGAAUGUAUUUUUUACAUUGCUGCAUCUACAAUUACAAUAUAUAUUAAUUUUUACUUUGGGCAAAAGCUGUUGAAUUACAGCAACGCAGUUUUCGAAGAAUUGAGUAAAAUUCCGUUCUACGAUCUUUCGAACAAAUAUCAAAAGUUACUGUUAUUUGUACUAAUGAGAUGCAGAAGGCCAUGCGUUAUUUCGAUCGGUGAUAUGUUCGUGUCAUCGCACGAAUCUUUUGCUGCGUUAAUUCGAAGAGCAUUCUCCUUUGCUACGGUAUGUUAUAAUGUACAAUAAUUUUAUAUCAUUUUCGAACGAUAAAAAGACUAUAACUAUUAAUAUAUUUGUAUGUUGAAGACUUAAUUUGUUUUACACAAAUUCAAUUUUACUCACUUAGAUAUAAUAAUAAGAUUGUAACGAUGGAAAUGUAUAUAUGGCAUUAAUUAUUUGUUCCGUGUAAGAUUUUAUAAUUAUAAUAUUCGCCUUAUUUUUUUUUUUUAGAUAAUCUUUUGUAACAUGUAUGUGCAAUGUAUAUUGUUAGAGAACUACUACGUUAGCAUAGAACAUUCGACACAUUGUAGUAACGAUAAAGUCAAUUACUCUUUAGUAAUAAUUUAACAAUCUAUCUUUUCAUCAUUGAGCUGGUUUUCUAGACUGUAAUACGGGAACACCCUUGACAACAAUUGCAAUGCAAAAUGGAAUUUACUUACUUGUAGUAAAAAAUAGGAUGACAACAAUGAUUGAAACAAGCUGUUUUUUUGAAUCAGAUUGUUUUUUCCCUUACUUCUCAAUAUAGUAUCAUAUAGCAUCGUUUACUUCAAUAUAAUAUUAUAUAUUUCUCGAUAAUAAACUUUUUCGAAUACAUUAAUUUGGCAUCACCACGUUUUACUUGACAUAUAAAGAACAGUGAUAUCGAUUAAGUCAAUUACACUCGCUAGUCGCUGUAACGAUGUCUUAGCCCCUUCUUAAGCAAGUGUUCACGACCGUGGUCGGAGUACGAAUGAAAAGGGGUGGAGUCAAUGGAGCCUAGUGCGCAUGUCGCAAAAUAAAAACUGAGAGAUACAUUUUCCCUCGUUCUAUUGAUUGUAACAAUCAUUUGUCUCUCAUAUAUAUUAUCACCUAUGUUAGUCAUAUCGCAAAGUGUUUACAUUACGAAUGUAUAAAGGGGCGAAACAUCUUUACAUUACAUUCUAUGGAUUAAAUUAUUAUAGUUCUACUUUCGUACAUAACUUUGACAUGCAACAUACCGUGCUACCGUUUGUAAUAGAUGCCAAUUAGAAUUUAUAAUAAAAUGGUAGAGGGGAAGUUGUAUAUUGAUUACACUUCAGCGUAACAGAAGUUCCCAAUAAUAAGACAGUUCACAAUGACUCCCAGAGUUCGAAGCUUCUACGGAGAGCAUUUCUUUUUUUCGAAUCGAUUAGUUCACAUUCUACUAGCUUUACAUCAUGACCAAUAUUCAAAGAUUCGAUUGAUGGUUUUUUUAAUAAUAAUUGCUUUCUUUUUUGUUGGGUCUGUGCAUAAGGUAAGCGAGUCUUUCUUAA
Vespula vulgaris is the source of this 1865-nucleotide messenger RNA. RefSeq lists its product as uncharacterized. Gene Ontology annotation, biological process: sensory perception of smell; detection of chemical stimulus involved in sensory perception of smell. Bases 148 to 621 code for a protein of 157 amino acids. The record is from RefSeq and is a predicted model, not a curated record. Gene Ontology annotation, cellular component: plasma membrane. The transcript is spliced from 5 exons. Gene Ontology annotation, molecular function: odorant binding; olfactory receptor activity. NCBI's taxonomy places the organism in Eukaryota, Metazoa, Arthropoda, Insecta, Hymenoptera, Vespidae.